Messenger RNA from Sceloporus undulatus (fence lizard), 921 nucleotides. RefSeq names its product biogenesis of ribosomes BRX1 (gene BRIX1). Gene Ontology annotation, molecular function: rRNA binding. Lineage: Eukaryota; Metazoa; Chordata; Lepidosauria; Squamata; Phrynosomatidae. Gene Ontology annotation, cellular component: nucleolus. Gene Ontology annotation, biological process: ribosomal large subunit assembly; rRNA processing. The record is from RefSeq and is a predicted model, not a curated record. The transcript is spliced from 7 exons. The annotation marks the transcript as partial.
UGUGAAAUGAAAAAUUGCAAUAAAUGCAUAUUUUUUGAAGCAAAGAAGAAGCAGGAUCUUUAUAUAUGGCUUUCAAAUGUACCCCAUGGACCAUCUGCAAAAUUUUUAGUACAAAACAUUCACACACUGGCGGAACUGAAGAUGACUGGGAAUUGUUUGCGGGGCUCCCGACCGCUUCUAUCUUUUGACUCAGCUUUUGAUCAGGAGCCACAUUACGCUUUGCUGAAAGAGCUGUUUAUUCAGAUGUUUAGUACUCCACAGUAUCAUCCCAAAAGCCAGCCGUUUGUAGAUCAUGUCUUUACAUUUUCCAUAACAGACAACAGGAUUUGGUUUCGGAACUACCAGAUUAUAGAAGAAGAUACAGCCCUUGUAGAAAUUGGGCCUCGCUUUGUCUUAAACCCUAUUAAGAUCUUCCAGGGCAGCUUUGGAGGACCAACCCUGUAUGAAAAUCCUCAUUACCAGUCUCCAAAUAUGCACCGGCGGGCAAUAAGAUUGGCUACAGCUGCAAAAUUCAGAGAGAAGCAACAAAUGAAAGAGCUACAGAAGCUAAAUAAAAAGGAAGAGAAGGUACUUAUUCCUGAAGAUCCAACAGAACACGUUUUUGAAAUUCCAGGUGAAGAAAAGCCAGUAACAAUAGAACUAGUGAAGCCAGAGCCAAAAAUUAGCUUGAAAAAGAAGAAGAAACUUCACCAGCGAGCAAGGAAGUUGAAGAAGAAACUUGGUGGAAUUGGAGCAUAGAAUAAGAAUGGUGGGGGAAUUAUUAAUUGGGACUUUAUAAUGUGGACAUUUAAUCAUUUUUAUUACACUUUUUUUGGUAAUUUGUCUAUCAUUGUAAAAACUGCUCCAGCUAAAGGCUGGUCUUGUAAUAUCUUGUGAAGUAACAUUUCCUGGCAGUGCUUUUUAUUAAAUGUGUUAACAUGG